Cuscuta europaea is the source of this 451-nucleotide messenger RNA. Lineage: Eukaryota; Viridiplantae; Streptophyta; Magnoliopsida; Solanales; Convolvulaceae. The record is from the annotation of a GenBank genome assembly.
UUUUAAUCCAAUUUUGCAACAUGGUUGAUACUCAAUUUGAGCAAAAGGUCAAACGAAUAAGAGCCGAUAAUGGUGUGGAAUUCCAGACAAACAUUUUAGUUGAUUUUUAUGGACGCAGUGGGAUAUUAUUAGAAACGUCCUGCACUGACACACCGCAACAGAAUGGGGUUGUCGAACGUAAACAUAGACACAUAUUGGAAGUUGCAAGGGCGCUUCGUUUCCAAUCAGGAUUGCCUAUUAAUUUUUGGGGAGAAUGUGUUUUAACUGCUGUUUAUAUUAUUAAUAGACUCCCCUCACCAGUUAUUCUUAACAAAAGUCCUUUUGAAAUGUUGUUUGGAAAAGUGCCUAGUUAUGAUCAUCUACGGGUGUUCGGUUGUUUGGCGUAUGGACAUGAUAACAAACGAAAGGAUAAAUUUAGUGAAAGGGGGAGUCCUGGCAUUUUUAUUGGCUA